Achroia grisella is the source of this 551-nucleotide messenger RNA. It is a transcript of the gene ATPsynE, whose product is annotated as ATP synthase subunit e, mitochondrial. The transcript has 4 exons. Gene Ontology annotation, molecular function: proton transmembrane transporter activity. Gene Ontology annotation, biological process: proton motive force-driven ATP synthesis. Bases 59 to 313 code for a protein of 84 amino acids. The record is from RefSeq and is a predicted model, not a curated record. Lineage: Eukaryota; Metazoa; Arthropoda; Insecta; Lepidoptera; Pyralidae.
AAAAGAUAUUUAUUACAAUUUUACUGAAUCUAUUAGAUAUUUUUAAUAAAUUAACAAAAUGUCUGACCUUCCAUACGGACCCCCAGUACGAGUAUCACCAUUGAUCAGGUUUGGUAGGUGGUCAUUCCUCGGCGCCGGUAUACUGUAUGGAGCAUUCCACCAGAAUAGACUGUCAAAGAAAGAAGCCAAGUUCAGAGAGAUCGAGGCCAAAGAGAAAGUCAUCCGAGAUGCAAAGCUGAAGGAAGAGAAGGCCAUAGCGGCAGCUGCCGAGAUUAAAGCUCUCGAAGAACUCGUCUCGCCCGUGAAGAAUUGAACAGGAUGUAAAUGACUCUAGUUUUAAGUUAACAGUGAAGAAACACCGCCAUCUUGUAUUUUGUGUAUUGCCAUAACGAAUAAUUCGCAAAACAGGUCCCUUUAUUUAAUUAACAAUUGUAAUUAAAUAUUUACAAUUUUGCACUAAUUUAGUGUUGCGAAUCUUAUAACUCUCAAAUAUUUAUUAAAUGUCGAUUUUAUGCUGCAAUAAAGGAGUGUUACCAGGGAUGCAUAAUAAA